UCUCACGAACAACACAUAUUCCAUGACUUCCUUUCAAUCCGAGGACGAGCGAGAGAGGAUUCACCAUACAAACGACGCCUACACCCCCCCCAACCUACUCUAUUUCCUCAAGAUCACAAUCCCAUCGCUCAACAUGGUAGCGACGAACCGCGAUAGGCUAUGGAUCGCACAUUGAAGCGUGGACGCGAUGACGGUACCGGCAGCGAGAACGAAAACCUGAGCAGCUUGUCGAGGCCUAUCAGUCCGCCAGGCAAGAGGCAGCGCGCUGCUUCAGAGGCAACGACAACAUCAGAGGCAAGCGAGGAUGGAACGAAGCGAGAUGAGAGGGCUCCAGAAGCCAUCAGAGGGGCUGAGAGUGCCACCCGUGCUUCACCUUGGCAACUCACUUGGAUCCGCGACCUGCCCGAGGACCUGAAUCGUGAUGCAGUCACCUUGAAGGACCUCCUGGGUGAUCCGCUAAUCUCUCACUGCUGGGAGUUCAACUUCUUACACGACAUUGACUUUCUGAUGGACGCCUUUGAUCCCGACAUACGACAUCUGGUCAAUGUGCAUGUGGUUCACGGUUUCUGGAAGCAGGAGGAUCCCAACCGCCUGCGACUGGUAGAGAGUGCUGAAAAACGCCCCAAUGUUCACCUCCACACCGCAUACAUGCCCGAGAUGUUUGGCACACACCACUCGAAGAUGAUGAUCCUGUUCCGGCAUGACGAGACGGCUCAAGUCAUCAUCCACACAGCCAAUAUGAUCCCUAAAGACUGGACGAACAUGACAAACGCCGUGUGGAGGUCGCCCUCACUGCCUUUUGCAUCGCAGCCAACCCAGUUGCAACCCGAGUGCACGGAUAAUCAUCCGCUCGGCAGUGGAGAGCGCUUCAAGGCAGAUCUGAUGCACUACUUGCGCGCAUACAAUCAACGUCGGAAGGUUUGCAAUGAGCUGGUCGAUCGGCUGUGCAAGCACGACUUUUCAGCCAUCAGGGCUGCGUUUAUUGCCAGCGUGCCUGGGCAGCAUAAUGUCCACGAUACGGAUCACACGUCGUGGGGCUGGGCUGCACUGCGAAGGAACCUGCGCAACAUCAGUGCCGUGGAUGGACCAUCCGAAAUCGUCGUCCAGAUAUCCUCCAUAGCCACGCUUGGUGGGAAAGACGACUGGCUGCAAAAGACGCUGUUUGAAUCUCUCAGUAAAACGGCCACGGCCGGUGUGGCCAGGCCUCGCUUCAGGGUCGUGUUCCCUACCGCUGACGAAAUUCGUGAUUCGCUGGAUGGGUAUGCUUCUGGCGGCUCGAUCCAUACCAAGAUACAGUCGCCGCAGCAGGCAAAGCAAUUGCAGUACUUGCGGCCCAUCUUCUGCCACUGGGGGAAUGAUUCGGCGAACGGAAAAGCAUUGCCGGCAAACGUGCCUCAGCGCAAGGGCGGGCGGGCGCGAGCUGCACCUCAUAUCAAGACGUAUAUCAGAUACAACGCGCAAGGGGCGAUUGACUGGGCGCUCCUCACGUCGGCGAACCUAUCGAAGCAGGCAUGGGGCGAUGCUGAGAGGAAUGGGAUCGCGCGGAUCUCUUCGUGGGAAGUUGGCGUACUCGUGUGGCCCGAUCUCGUGGAACAGCAAGGCAGUAGUAAGCCGAGUCACAACACGCCCGCGCCGGGUCUGAACUCAAAACCGACGGCGACCAAAGGCAACGUGGGCCGCGAAGCUCUAUCUCUCUCCGAUCGAGGCUUCAACAUCUACACCUACAGCUCCUCCGGCAGCAAUGCCAACCGCCACAUCCUCUCCUCGUCCUUCCGCGCCUCCUCCCCCCUCGCCGAACAGUAUCUGGCCGCCGAUCUCGCCAACUGCUCCUCCGAGUCAGACGAGCAAGACGGCUCCGCCAUUGACGACGACGGUGACGAGGAUGACGACUUCCUCGACUCGGAGCACCACGAUGCUCAGCACCACUUCAUGUACAGGCGCGCCAGCGGCGUGGCAUACGGCGGCUCGCGGCCCGUCCUCAACAUACAGGAGGAGCCAGCGCCGCCCCUGACGGCGAUCGAGCAGAAGAUCUCGCGCGAAGCGGAGCGCAGCAUCCUGCGAGACAACCACGUCCUCCCGCCCAAGCACCGAAACCAGCCCCAGUCCCAGAACCCCGUGGCCCGCAUGUACCGCCACCUCUUCAGCACCAAGCUCCCCGUGGACGAGGAGGCACCCGUGUCCGUGCCCGCACGAUCCCGUGAGACCGACCCUCUGCUCGGGGCACCGACCCCCUCGACCGACGACAACGCCCUGGACUAUGCGUGGGAGGCCGCCGUCGCCUCGGGCAAGCUCAAGACGACGUGGCAGCGCGAGACCAAGACGCUGGCCGAGUACUCGGCCCCGUUGACCAUCACCUUCUUCUUGCAGUACUCGAUCAACGUGGCCAGCAUCUUCGCCGUCGGGCGUCUCGGCAAGGCGGAGCUCGGCGCCGUCUCGGUGGCCAACAUGACCGUGGCCAUCUCCUGCCUGGCCCCCUUCCAGGGCCUCGCCACGUCCCUCGACACGCUCUGCGCGCAGGCCUACGGCUCCGGCCACAAGCACCUCGUCGGCCUGCAGUGCCAGCGCAUGGCCUGCUUCCUCUUCACCCUCAUGCUCCCCGUCGCCCUCCUCUGGACCUUCUCGACCGAGAUCCUCAUGAAGCUCAUCCCCGAGCCCGAGUCCGCGCGCCUGGCCGGCCUGUACCUCAAAGUCAUGAUCGCCGCCAUCCCGGGCAUCAUCCUCUUUGAGUGCGGGAAGCGCUUCACCCAGGCCCAGGGCCUGUUCCGCGCCACCACCCACGUGGCCAUGAUCGCCGCCCCGCUCAACGUCCUGCUGCUCUGGCUGUUUGUCUGGAAGCUGGACAUGGGCUUCAUCGGGGCGCCCAUCUCCGUCGCCAUUGUCGAGAACGUCUUGCCGCUGCUGCUCUUCCUGUGGGUGCGCUUCGUCGACGGCCGUCAGUGCUGGGGCGGCUUCACCCGCCGCGCGCUCCAGAACUGGUGGGUUAUGGUCCGCCUGGCGCUGCCCGGCAUGGUCAUGGUCGAGGCUGAGUGGAUGGCCUUUGAGAUCAUGACCCUGCUCGCCAGUCGCUUUGGGUCCGAGUAUCUUGCGGCCCAGAGUGCCGUCGCCACGCUCGGCACGAUUGCCUACCAGCUCCCCUUCCCCGUGUCGAUUGCCGCGUCGACUCGCAUCGCCAACCUGAUCGGUGCCGGCAUGGUCGACUCUGCCAAGACAGCUGGCAAAGUGGCUGUCUGGGCUCUUGUCCUCAUUGGACUCUUCAACUUUACCGUCUUCUACCUGCUUCGCUACAAGCUCCCUCUCCUUUUCACAUCCGACGCCGAGGUCGUUGACCUCUGUGCGCGCGUCCUUCCUGUUGUUGCUUUCAUGCAGGUCGUCGAUGGUCUCUCUGCUGGUGCUCACGGUCUGCUCCGUGGCAUCGGCAAGCAGGCCAUCGGCGGUCCUGCCAAUCUCAUCGCGUACUACGGCAUCAGUCUGCCGAUUUCCUUGGGUCUGGCGUUUGGUCUUGAUUGGAGGCUAGAGGGCCUCUGGGUUGGCGUCUCUAUAGGGCUGGUUGCGGUUUCCUUGAUUGAAUAUCUAUACUUAUACCUCACGAGUUGGGAUGCGGCCGCGGCAGAAGCGGAAGUCAGAAACAACGCUGGCUAAGUAAGGCACGUCCUUACGUUUGAUUUACGACUGAACAAGUACACGGUUGGUUUUUGGCGCUGUAAGCAUAACUGGCAUUUUUCUCAUGUCCAUCUACCGCAUUGUUUCCUGCAGAGGAACCACCUUUAUUGAGUAUCUUUUAGAAUGGUAUAUAGAGCAUAAAAACACGGCCAUACUGCACAAGCAUAGCGGGCAAACCAUUUGAUG
Emericellopsis atlantica is the source of this 3846-nucleotide messenger RNA. Its product is annotated as tyrosyl-DNA phosphodiesterase-domain-containing protein. NCBI's taxonomy places the organism in Eukaryota, Fungi, Ascomycota, Sordariomycetes, Hypocreales, Bionectriaceae. Bases 160 to 3639 code for a protein of 1159 amino acids. The record is from RefSeq and is a predicted model, not a curated record. The transcript has 7 exons. Gene Ontology annotation, biological process: double-strand break repair; xenobiotic detoxification by transmembrane export across the plasma membrane; single strand break repair. Gene Ontology annotation, molecular function: double-stranded DNA binding; single-stranded DNA binding; antiporter activity. Gene Ontology annotation, cellular component: nucleus; membrane.